Messenger RNA from Rubroshorea leprosula, 894 nucleotides. NCBI's taxonomy places the organism in Eukaryota, Viridiplantae, Streptophyta, Magnoliopsida, Malvales, Dipterocarpaceae. The record is from the annotation of a GenBank genome assembly.
AUGUGUUUGAAUUUGAUAUAUCUGAUGUUUGAAACCCUAGCAUAUAGCAGUGGUUCGAGUACCGUUUGAGCUCUACAAACAAAAGUGUGUGGCGAGUAAUAGCGGUCGUCUUUAUUUUCAGUCGGCGGCGGAUUAAUGUUGUUCAGUUUCAUUGAAGCCGCUGGAUCUGGAAGAAAAUGGCGAGGUCUUGCAUGGCGAAGUGAAGAGAUUGGAGGUGAAAGUCAUAGGGCUGAUUUAGGUGGUGGACGGCCAAGCAGGGAGCAGAACAAGAAGGAACUGGCAUUGAGAGAAAAGGCAUCCAUUCAGCAGAAGCUUGAUUCAAAAUUUGAGGAACUUAGCAAAUUAAAAUUGGAGUGCUCAAGGCUAGAAAAAGGGAACAUGGCUUUGGCAAAGGAGCUUACAGUGCUCAAACUGUGUUUGCAUGAAUUUUUUCAUUACCUGGCCUAGGUUUUGAUUAUGAUGGUGCAUUGCUUACCGGUUCAUUUUUUUAUUACUGGGUGUCUGAUUUGGAUCUGGAGCGACAUUAGAUUGUAAAGCUUGCCUCACUAGGUAAUGAAACCAACGCCCAAGAUGCAAUAGGUGAUCUUAGUCGGUCUUUGGCCAGUCGUAAGAUGUAAGUGCUUAACGUGUCCUAUUCUUCAGUUGCAUACAUUUUUAAACACUUGUUAUUGUGUAAGUCAUCUAAUUUUUACUGAAUGUUGAAGGCUUAGCCCAAUUAUUUAGCUGCUAAAGUUUCUGAAUAUGUUUUUAUGGAUUUGAGAGUGUGAUGGUGCUUAUCUUAUGAAUGAUUCAUAUGAAGUGUAGUUAAUAAGUAUAUGGAAAUCAAGUUUAUUCAUGUCUUAUCGGUAGAAGCAUUACAUAAUUUCAUUUCUAUAAUACAAGACUAUUUAUUAA